Sander lucioperca (pikeperch) is the source of this 6661-nucleotide messenger RNA. It is a transcript of the gene cc2d1a, whose product is annotated as coiled-coil and C2 domain containing 1A. Gene Ontology annotation, molecular function: RNA polymerase II cis-regulatory region sequence-specific DNA binding; DNA-binding transcription repressor activity, RNA polymerase II-specific. Bases 262 to 3267 code for a protein of 1001 amino acids. The record is from RefSeq and is a predicted model, not a curated record. Gene Ontology annotation, biological process: regulation of transcription by RNA polymerase II. Gene Ontology annotation, cellular component: nucleus. Lineage: Eukaryota; Metazoa; Chordata; Actinopteri; Perciformes; Percidae. The transcript is spliced from 27 exons.
UCCUGUAUCAGCCAAUCAAUGGCAGAGUAAGAUAGAGCAGGGCGGGGCAUGCCUUCUCCAUCCUAGGAAAUAAAACACUCUCGCACACCCUUCUUGUUUUCACGGUUUUGACAGCUCGAACUAGACGUUAAAUUAAAUCUGCCCGCUUGUAUAUGUUUAAUCUUUUCUCCAAUACUUUCGGUGCAGUUUCCGACUUGAAUAAUCGACCCGACUAGCUGGAACACUAACAUCACGGUCCGUGAAACCGUCAAGGAAGUAAAAAUGAGUCGCAGUCGGAACCCCCCUCCCCGGGGUCAAGGGGCAGCGCGAGCCAAACAGAUGGGGCUGCUUCUUAACCUGUCCCCGGAUGGAGGGAUGGAUGAUGAGGGAAAUGAUGAAGACCUGGAGGCAGAGCUGCUGAAUCUGGUGGGAGGAGGUGGAGGGAAAUCACAAGGAAAGAAAGCUCCUGUUCCCAUGGCUGAUAUAGAGCAAAUGGCAGCUCUUUGCAUGAAAGACCUGGAUGAUGAGGACAUGGGGGAUGAAGAUUUGGAAGAUGAUGAAGAUCUGCUGGCAGAACUGAAUGAGGUUUUAGAGGAUGAUGAGGAACAAACUCCUACUCCCACCCUUCCUGCUGUCACACCGACUGGUCCCAAAGUGAGCGUCACAUCCCACUCCGCUCCUUCUGCUGCUCCCAGUGGUGCGACUGUGUUGGAGUCUCUCCUGUUGGAGCGCAUUGAAAUGUAUAAGGGAGCCAUUUCCAAUGCCAAGGCUGCGGGGGAGACAAGCAAAGUUCGAAGAUACGACCGUGGGUUUAAGACUCUGCAGACAAUGUUGGCAUCUGUCAGGAAAGGAAAAGCAGUCAAUGAGGAGGAGAUCCCGCCUCCAGUUGCUCUCGGCGGAAAGCCCAACGUCACAGCAGAGUCUGAAUCGAUCAAGGAACAAGAACUGCCAGAGCCCACGCUGAUGCCCUCUCCGCCCACAAAUCAGAAACCUCUGAGGGAGGCUGCGCCAAAAGCUCCUGAUAUGAAGCCGCUCCAUCUGACCGUGCCCCAAAAGCCUGUUGCUGCCAUCACCCCAGAAACACCUGCCAUCUCUCCCCUCACCCCCAGCCAGCCUGACGCACAGCACUCCGAGCUGAAACAGGCUGUGUUGUCCAGACAAAGGGAGUAUAAGAUGGCGGCCAUAAACGCUAAACAGAGCGGCGACAUAGACCAGGCGAAACAGCACUACUUCACUGCCAAGAAGCUGGACAUGCUGGUGGAGGCUGUGGACAGAGACGAACCAGUAGACCUGAGCUCUCUACCUCCUCCUCCUGGAGAUGUAGUAGCAAAACACUGUGCACCUCCUCCUCCUCAGUCUUCCUCUAAACCUGCUGUCCCCGCUGCACCUGCACCCACCCAGGUGGCCACUGUCGAUCUGCCUGCUCCCAGCAGUUUGGCAGAAGCCCUGCAGCAGAGAAUGGACAUAUACAAGUCAGCAGCAGAGGGAGCCAAGAGCAAAGGAGAUGAUCGUAAGGCUCGCAUGCACCAGCGCAUUAUCAAGCAAUACCAGGAUGCCAUCAGAGCUCACAAAGCUGGACGACCUGUCACUUUGUCGGAUCUACCUGUGCCACCAGGCUGUCCACCACUUCAGGGCUCAGAGGGGGGUCAGCAGAACUUCAUGGGUGUCCUGGAAACGGCUAUGAAAAUAGCUAAUCAGGAUGCAGACGCAGAAGAGGAAGAAGAGGAUGGUCAAAGAGAGGCUGCCAAGCCCGCAGUGCGUCCACCUACCCAGAAAGCAAAGUCUCCAGCUCCUCAGGCCCCGGGAGGCUCCUCAGCUCCAAAACUGGGAUCUAAAGCCCAGCAGCAAGUGGAUUUACUGUUGCUAAGGCGACAAGCUUUUUUGCGUGCAGCGCUGCGCUCCAAACAGAUGAAGGACAUGACUGGAGCAGCGCAGUACCUCAGACAUGCCAAGGGACUGGACCCCAUGAUCACUGCUGCCAAGUCUGGCCUACCUGUCGAUAUCACCAAGAUUCCCAGUGCUCCAGUGAGUGAGGAGGACUACGCCCUGGCUCGCUCCCGCAACUCCCCUCUCUCCCAACGCUCCAGUGAACAGUACCACGGCCUCAUGGAUCUUUUGCGGAGGCAGCAUGAGAAAUGUUUGGGAUACUCUCAACAGCUCACACUCAUGGGCAAUGUGUCUGAGGCUCUGAAGUUUGAGAGGCUAGUUGAGGAGUGUAUGAAGAACAUAGAGAUACUGAAGAAUGCACACGCCAAGGGCCAGCCAGUCCCCAAGUGCCGCACAGAGGAGAGGACCUUCAACACUAUCAAGAGCAACUCCAACCUGACACCUAAUGACCUGAUACUGUACAUCAUCAAAGGCAUCAACCUACCAGCUCCCUCAGGUGUCUCACCCAAUGAUCUGGAUGCCAGUGUGAAGUUUGAGUUUCCUUUUCCCAGCGCGGAGGAGGCUCAGAGGGACAAAACGAGCACAGUAAAGAGCACCAACAGCCCAGAGUUUAAAGAGAAUUUCAAACUCAACAUCAACCGCGCCCACCGAGGCUUCAAACGAGUCAUCCAAUCCAAAGGCGUCAAGUUUGAAAUCAUCCACAAGGGAGGCCUGUUUAAGACGGACAAAGUUGUGGGUACUGCUCAGCUGAAGCUAGAGGCUCUAGAAAACCAUUGUGACAUUAGAGAGAUAAUAGAGGUGAUGGAUGGACGUAAAGCUACAGGUGGCAAGUUGGAGGUGAGGGUGAAGAUCAGAGAGCCUUUAUCAGGAGUUGAUCUCCAGCCGGUGACGGAGAAGUGGCUGGUUCUCGAUCCUGUGUCCCCCAUUUCUCCUCCAGAGAGACAAAAGGAACGGGCUCCAUCUCCUCGGUCUAAACCCAGACAUGAAUCGAGCAGCAGGAGCAGUCAUCCCAACAACUCUCCUCCACAGUACAAACUCCACAGCUUCAGCCUCCUCAACUAUGACAGGGAGCGGCUGGAGAGAAAGAUUGCAGAGUACCGAAAGGCACGACGGGAUCCCCCAUCUGACCUCGUCCAUCAACACAAAGAGGUCACACACAGACUGCAGUGGCAGAAAGCACAGCUGGAGCGAGCCUCUUCUGCUCUACUGACAGAGUAUGAAAAUGUGCUGCAGCGCUCCGUCCAAGGGUAUGCUGACUCUGUGAAGAAAUACUCCAGCCAAGGCAACAGGGUGAGUACAGUUGUACAGAGGACACUUGUGUGUGUACAUGUUCGUUCUCAUUGUGUAAAGUUUUCAUUCUCUUUUUAUAGGACGCUGCCAAGGAUUCGCUGGGCAAGUUGAAGAUGGUAGAGAAUGAGCUGGAAUCGCUUAAAAGGAAGCGCACAGGAUGAGAGGAGAGUAAGGGAGUGGAGACUUGGCUGGAGUACUGUUAUAUCAUCUCUCUCUCUCUCUCUCUCUCUCUCUUUCUCAUACACACUCCUAUACAAACACUACAGUGGGUACUUUAAGCACCUUUAGCAUGAUUCUAUGCUGCCCAUGUCCAUGACAACUGCAUGAACCAACCGGACAAUUCUGUCAAUUGAUCGUAUAACUUGCAUCACUUGUGGUUAGAUGCCUGCCACAGUAAUUAAAAAGAAAUCUCUAACUACAAAGGGACACAGAAAUUAAAGCAAGCAUUAAAAUGUGUUAAGGGAGAAACAGGCUUCUUUGCACUUAAACACUAGAGAAAGCUGCUUUUAAAGCACAUAUUUACAAACCUUACCUGUUUUGUUCAUUUCCCAUUUUUUCCUUUGAAAAUUGUUGGUGAAAGAUCCGUCAGAAGAUUUAUAAGUUUUACAUUUGGCACCAGCUCAGAGAGUCUGUUGGUGUCUACAGAUGACCAAAAAAUAUAUGUGUGUGUGUGUGUGUGUGUGUGUGCUCUGAAGUGUGUUUAACCAAUCGACUAAGGUGUUUUUAACCCCUUUUCCCAUAUUUUAUGUGUGUAAUGAGCUUAAUCUAAUCUGUCUGCUCCAGUGUUCCCAGAUUACAGUAAUCUGCUCCGUUUGGAGUGGUGUGAUAUGGGAAUAAAAAAAUGGGGCUUCGGGGCACCGCAGCCUACAUCCCAUAACGAGGGAUUAGUGUUUGUGUCACCAAGGAGACGACUAGAUCAGACGUAGAGUCGCCUUUGGGGCUGGGAAGAGGGGGUGUUAGCAGCGUGCCAUGAAUGUGGUAGAAGCUUAGCUCUGCAAAAGGAUUGCUUCUUCUUCAUCAUCAGCUGUUUCUUCGUUGUUGUGUUCUUCAUCUUCACUUUCUUCACACUAAUUCCGUAUAUUCAAAGAUUAUUCAGAGUCAUGAGUAAUAGGCCGCUCCACUAGGAUUUUCUUUAAACUCUUCAAUAAUAUUAAGCCCAUUAUGUUGUCGAUUAGAAAAUAAUUAACAGCUGCUGCCUCAGCUUGCUGCUAUUUGCCAUAGAUUUUGGCAUAUGCAGUUUACAAAACCAGAUUCUUUCCCACUGAGAUCUCCAGUGGCAGUACAGUGGAUGCUGAAUAGUCUGCCCACAGAAAGACAACUCAAUAUGUGUCAGUGAUGCUGGGUAAUUGCUCAUUUCUAUUUCUGUUGCCCCAUAGACAUCUCUGUCAUAGGCACCCUUGUCAUUCCUCUCUACUUUACACUUAUAGUGGCCGUGAAGUCUAGGGAACAAAUAUCAGACAAAUCCUGUAAAACUUUGAAAAGAUGUGUGACAAAUGCAGACGCCUUGAAAUUAAUCGUUUUGCCACAACAACACUAGAUGUACAAAAACAGGAAUGUGACGAAUAUGUCUGUUUAGAGGACAGACGUUUCCUCUGUGUGUUGGACAACCUGCUAACCUGACAGCAGAUUCCGUCGACCCACGUUGAUUGCAUGCAGCCGGGAUGUAGCAAACUAGUUUGAAUGAACCUUACUUCAUUUGACUCUUCAAUGUGGAUGAUGUCUGUUUACUCCACUAAUAGUUUUUUUGGUCACGUGACACAGCAGAGAAUCAUGUGUUUGCCCUAAUCCACUCACUGCUUCACCCCAUUAGCAAAUAAUCCUGGUUAAAGUUGACCUGAUAUGGCCCUCCAUAGUCUGUGUUGAUUUCUGUAUAACACCCCUUCCCCCUCUUUUUUUUUUAUCUAUCAGGAGAGGAUAUCUUCUGACUCUUUGUAAAUGAUACGUUAAUGGUUCUUUUGAUCAGCUGAUAUUCUUUUAGAUGGACAGAUGAUUGCUUAUAGUGGCACGAUAACUUUUAGUUAAUUAUGAGGUGGCUCUGAAAGGACUACUGUAUGCCAAUGUGUGUUUGCAACUCCUUAAUUACAAGUCAUGUAAUUAUGUAUCAUAAUAAUCAAUGUAUGCAGCACAGUUUCAGAUUUGAUGUAUUUUCCCUACUGUUCCAGGCAGCCAUUAGUUUCCAUUUAUUUCAGUGCAGUAUGAAUCAAACAUUUGGUCAAACAUUAAUUGCUCAACAUUUAUUUGUGUUAAUUUAUGUUAUUUAUUCGAAAGACGGCAUUAACGAUGAGGAUUAAGAUGAUGUAACUUUGACAAAAAUGAAAGCAGACUCAAUGAUUCACACAUUGGUUUAACUGGUUUUCAUACUGUAUUGAAAUGAAUAGAAAUAAAUGGCUGCCUAAAUCUGUUAAAAAAACAAAAUAGGACUAUAGAUUAAUUAUUUGGUCUACGAUGCAAAAACAACGUCUUCAUUUUUCUUGUUUUGUUAGACCCGACACUCCAAAACCCAGAGAUAUUAAGUUUACUAUCAUAUAAGACGAAGAAAAACUAAAAUUUCUCAGAAUUUAGAAGCUGGAUAUAGGGAAUUGUGUUUUGGCUUGAAAACGGAUUUAAACGAUUCAAUUAUUAAAUCGAUCAAUCUUAAAAAAAAAAAUGUAAAGAACAAGCUGUGAUGUAAACUAGUUUGUAGUUAAUGUGCUAAAACAUGCAAAGCCACCACGUUGGUUCUUUAACAGAAAAUGUGUUUUUUCUGAUUUACAAAGUCAAGUAAAUGGUGAAUAAGAACACGUAGCUCUGACAUAACGGGGGGGUUGCAGCACUCACAUGCUUUAACGUUGUUAAACGCACACAGAACUGCAGCCGAGCAGCACUCCUUUCUCUAACUCCAAAACCUUUAACCCCACGUCACCUCAGACACACAAACACACACACACAUCACCCCACUGCUCGAGUAACCUCACAGCCUCUGAGGCUGUCCUGUUGUCAUAGCAACGAGCUCAUCAGCAUUCAGUGUGGUAGUUGGAUGGUCAGGACCCAGGGAGAGGGACAUAUUGUCAAAGUUUGUCAUGCUGGUGACUCACACUCCUUUCUCACAUUUACAAGACACCACACACACUCCUCACUUUUUUUUUUUUUUUUUUUUUAAGGUUGUUUGGCUCUCCUCUCUGUUUGAUCCUACUUUGUAAUCUGGCUGACCUCCAUUUAAAAAGGAGAACGUUUGGUGAAUUGUUUGUCAUUAUUGGUAAUAUUUCUGUCCUGAUCUGCUGCAGUAAAUGUAUUCUUCUGGUCUUCUGGGACAUACUAUUCUUGAACCUAUGACAUUUUUUAAUCCAUUAAAUCAUGUAAGGGCAAUCAACAUAAAUGUAAUAUUUGUAUACAGUAAAUAUACAACAUAUUUUUAUGUGUAAGUCAUGAUUUGUGCAGCUCAGACAGGGAAUGUAUGAAGGACUGAUUGUUAAGGCUUUAUUAUGUAGGAGGUUGGUGUGAAUAUGAAUAAAAUAGUGAAACAGCA